This is a messenger RNA of Pollicipes pollicipes, 1906 nucleotides long. RefSeq lists its product as uncharacterized. The transcript has 4 exons. The coding region runs from base 729 to 1460 and encodes 243 amino acids. Lineage: Eukaryota; Metazoa; Arthropoda; Thecostraca; Pollicipedomorpha; Pollicipedidae. The record is from RefSeq and is a predicted model, not a curated record.
UGAUGGCGCUUUUCUUCCCGCUGGAGUGCAGCGUCUGAUGCAUGUCAUAUGGGAAGUUGGAGCCGUGCGAGGAGCCGGCGGUCGUUCGGUGUAAGGUGUUCGGAGAUCCGACGUUUUGGACCCAGAAGCGGGGUGGUGCGCUGAAAUGGCACGGUGACCACCUUCACGUCCUUCGGCGGGCUGCGAACUGCUGACAUGGCGCGAUGUCACACGUCUCCACUGAGACGCGGAGCGGCUUGGACGAGUGGAAUGCUUGCAGGCUGUCUCCUAUUGCUCUUGUAAUCUGUGAUAAAUCACCCAGCUGGUUCCGCGAAGCUUUAAGCCAGGUUGUGGACCUUCACGAGCGUGUGCUGGGUGGCGUCACUCGGCGCCCGUGACGUCCCUACGGCUGGCGGCUGCCUCGGUCUGACGGCACCAGUGGCACCGGCUCACGUGCGUCAGUAGCUCUCCGGAGAGCUGUGGCGGAUGCAGUUGAGCAGCCAGCGAACAGAAGGCGUCGGGGCAAGAUCUGUGUCACAGGACGGAAGCUACUGAGGACCUUCUAGGGUUGCAGUGGGUUAACUGCUUGCCUUAGAGACCAGAGCUACGGGCUCGAUUCUCUGCGCUGCCCGGGCUUACUGUGGGGAUAAGAGACUGGCGAGCGCAUCGUAAAGCCCCGGCGACAACGGCAACUAAGGGCUGUUGCUCUCUCUAUCACUAACACAAGCCGGAGCGAAUGUGAAGAGCGUAUGGACCGGGUGGUGCUACUGCCGCCGCUGCCGGCCACGGAGCGGGAGACAGCGACGGUCCUCUUCACACAUCUGACCAUGACUGGAGACAAGCCUUGCAAACGCGAGCUCGGCAUGGGAGGCGAACCGUUAUACAACCGAGCCCGGGGCCGUGCGGUGAUCGGAGGCGGCAAAUGGGCCUGCCUAGACCCCGGACUGAGCCUCGCAGGGCUCGAUUGUCUGGUGGUGUCGUCCCGACCGCCGCAGGAUGUGUCCUUCGACAAGGCGGCCGCCCAGUUCGGCUGCGAGGUCCGCUCGCACGGCCCGGACCGGCCGCCGCCGCAGCGCCGGGUUUAUCACCGCACCUCUCCUCUGUCGCUGGAGCUGGACCAGCUCCCUGGCAACCAGCACCGCCCCAUUAGCCUUUUGGCGCUCGAACUGGACGCGGCGGCGCUGGCGCGCUUCCUCGAGCGGCCACCAGAGGCGCUGGCGCGGCGCGUGGAACAGCUGACCGUGCGGCUUAACCUGACGGCGGUGCUGGUACCUGACGGCCGGUCAGGGAAGCUGCAGGACGCGGCGAGGAAGCUUCGCCGGCGGCUAUACACCGGUCUGCUAGGGCUUCAAGAGCGGGGUUUCCACCUGUUCUCGGCGACCGCCGUGGAGAACUCAAACGGACAAGAUGUGACCGUGGCGGGGGUAGCGGAGGCUGUACCGUCGCUCACGGAGGUCGCCUGGAUGAAGGUGCUCUGUUGAGUGGGACUGGACGCGACAAAGCACGCGCGAGCUAGUGGCAAAGUAGUGCCAAGGUAGUGUUGCCGGCGCGAGGCGGAUGAAGGCUUUUCUGUGCGGCCCUUUUGCAAGCGCGCGGCUGGCUGAUUGUUCCGAUUUAUCUAGCCUCAUCUCACGUUGCAUGUUUCGCACGCCUGUGGUGAUGGAGACGAAGGACAUGUGCAAUUAUUUUGGUGGAGUGUUGGAAUCUUAAAAAUACAGCAGGCCGAUGUGCAGAAAGGGCGCAAAAACAUGCGUACAAUUUACACAAAACCAUCAAACGAGUAAUCGACACAAGUCAUCUCGUCAAAAGAUUCCGCGGACCGGUUCUGCAAGCAUGACAAUGGAUGUCACGAACACUAAUCGGGGGUUACAAAAGGAAAUCAACGCGCACGCUAGCUUUUUCUUCAGCAGACGCCUCUGUGGUAUAC